Molecule: messenger RNA, 7303 nt
Organism: Phlebotomus papatasi
Lineage: Eukaryota; Metazoa; Arthropoda; Insecta; Diptera; Psychodidae
Product: protein slit
Exons: 5
Coding region: 2685-4361 (558 amino acids)
Cellular component (GO): plasma membrane
Molecular function (GO): protein binding
Source: RefSeq, a predicted model, not a curated record
AGUCACUCAACAACUCCCAAAGAAUCUGGAUGUUUUGUCGAUCCUCUAGAUACUGCGGCAUUUACGUGAUACAGACAGAAACUGUUAGAGAGAUUCUUAUCAAAGAAUUCCAUAAAUUUGUAGUUUACAUCGAGACAUUAGUUUGCUGGUGGAAAGUGUGUGAAAAUUUAUUUAUAUAUAAGAAAAUUCUACUGAUAGAACAUACCUCACGAAUUCAUGAGGAAUCCUCAAGAGGAAUGGUGAAAAUUCUAUUGAAGAUACUAUAGUGAAAAUUGAAACAUUUCUCAUCGUGUUUCUUGUGCACCAUAAAAUUUCAAGAAUAGUUCAACCCGGAACGACACAUUAAACAACCCAGAGAAUCCUCCUCCGCAAUUUUCAGCGUAGCAGGAGAAUUUCAAAAGGGUAUCCCCUGCCCAACCCUUGUAACUGCCAGUUAGCUACUGAAAUUUUCGGGUAAAUAGAUUGGUAAAUAGACAAUGUAGAUAGUAGAUGGUAGCUCAAAGUGUCGACGGAAGGCACACUUAAUGGCUUUCUAAUGAGAGGAUGAGUCGUGUGAUCGUAAAAAGUGUCUGUGGAUUUAACGUGAAGAACUUUACGACACUGCAUCAAUCGUGCCGAAGGAGUCACCAAGAAGUUGGAAUGCUGUCUACGGCAAAAAUAGAUUUGCUCUGGAUGUCACAUUGGUUUUGGGGAGUGUGAAAAAGUGUAUAGCGAGAACUUUUCUUUUUUUUAAUUUUAAAUGUGUUAAAACGAAACUUUGAGUGCAUUCUUCCACUCCAUGUGCUGUGUUGCCCUUAACAUCAAAGUAAGAUACAAUUUAUCCCGUGUCUUCCCACUUAUGUGAUCGUCUAACUUUUUAUUUUAACUCCUCUGUGACCGUGAAAAUUCCUAUUGAGACAUAUUCCGUUUGUUUGUAAUUCCUUUUUUGGAAUUCCUGUAUGUAUGUACAAUUGGGAAUUUAUCCAAUUGUUUUGUGUCUGUCUCAUGAGAUACUCCUUUGUUAUUCCCAAUCAAUUAAUACUUUCCCUGUGAAAUUGUUAUAAGAAAUCCUGAAUCAUUUUCCUUUGUGUUCGUCAAAAGCUUCCUGAAAUCUUCCUCUGUUUGUAAUCGUUAAAAGCUCCUGAACAUCCUUCUGUUUGUGACUGUCUAAGAUACCAAAAACAUUUUCUGUUUGUCUUCGUCAAAAGAUCUAAAUCCAUCCUUUUGUUUGUGAUCGUCAAAAACUCCCAAAAUAUCCUUCUGUUUGUGCGUGUCAAAAGUUCCCAAAACAAUCCUACUGUUUGUGUUCGUUAAAAGCUCCAAAAUCAUCCUUCUGUUUGUGAUCGUCAAAAGCUCCUAAAAUCAUCCAUUUGUUUGUAUUCGUCAAAAUCCCAAAGAAUCCUUCUGUUUGUAAUUGUCAAAGACUCCUUAAUAUCCUUUUGUUUGUGAUCGUUAAAACCUUCGAAAAUAUCCUUCGUUUGUGAUCGUCAAAAAGCUCCCAAUAUCUACCUUCUGUUUGUAUUCGUCAAAAGCUCCCCUCUUCUGUAUGUCAAAAACCUAAAAUUUCCUCCUUCUGUGAUCGUUAAAAGCUCCCACAUAUUGUGUUGAAAUUGUGAUCGUCAAAAGCUCCCGAAACCUUGUGAUUGUUUUACAUUCCUGUGUUGAAAAUCCUUAACAUUCCAAACGUUAUCCUAUUGUCGAGAACUGUCUAAAAUACCCUAAAGAUCAUUUUGUGUUUGUGAUCGUCAAAAGCUCCUUAACAUCAAUCCAUCUGUGUAUUUGUCUAACAAUUAUCCUCUUGUUUGUGUACUUGUCAAAACAAAACCCUUCUGUGUAAUCCUUAAUUUCCUUCUGUUUUCGUCAAGUUUUUCGUCAAAAGAUUUUCUGUAUUGUCUAUCCCUCAAUAUCCUGUGUUUGUGAUCGUCAAUUAAUUGUCAUACCUCUGUAAAACCUUGUGUUUUCGUCAAAAGCUCCCUGUGAUCGUCAAAAAGCUCCCACUGUGAAAUUGUCUUUCUUAUCCAAAUACAGUAAUUUCCACUGAAACUAAUACCUCUUUGUGUUCGUUCAAAGCUUCCCAGUAUCCCAAAAAGCUCCGUAUAAUUUAACGAAACCCAUCCCUCAUAAAUCCAAUGUCUCAUGUGUUUUAUGUGUUUCUUGUGGAGUGUCUCAAUAAACCCAUGAGAUAUCCUUGUGUUUCGUGUAAGUAAAAUUUCUGUUUCUUUUUUCUCACCACCCAAACAUCCUGCCGUCUCCCAGAAAAUCCCCCUGCUGUGUUGUGCCGGAACAAGAAGUGACUCAAAGACACUAUCGCACAUUAUCUGUGGCUUGUGCAGAAUCUGGUGAUUCUCAAUUGUGGGAGCAAUAUUCCAUCAUCUGUGGGUGAAUAAUCUAGCCCAGUGGUAGGGUGUCUUUUUCAACCCACUAAGAGACUUUAGUAUAGAAGAAACAGCUGUUUUGCGAAAGCGCCAGCAGCACAAGAACUAAAUAAACGUGGGGAUUAGUGAUUGACGUGACUGGGACAUAGAAUUCUGCUGUCGCGGAGGAUUCUUUCAUCUGUCGUCCAAUUUGUGACAUGCUGCCAUCGAAACUUCUGAGAUGUGGAAAGCUUCCGUGAUCACGAAACAUUUCACCAGCUGUUGAACAUCGUUGGAUUGUCGUGGAGGAUUUGAUAGAGCUUUUGAGGAUACUUUUUGACUGCUUCAACAAUGACAAACAUGAAAAUCCCCCUGAGACUCUUAAGCUUCAUUCUCUUCCUGCAAUCCGGGAUGGCUUUCUGUCCCUCCAAGUGCACCUGCGACGGUGACAAAAAUCUACGGGCAUCCUGUAUUGGAGCUGGACUUGAAGUUGUGCCAAUUCAACUAAAUCCUGACGUUAAGUCUAUCAAUCUGGCAAUGAAUCUCAUCACAAGUGUGCAUUACACAUUGUCCUUCUACACAAGACUAGAAGCCCUAGAUCUCUCACAAAAUCGAAUAGAGUCACUAGGUGGGAAGAAUUUUGAGUAUCAGAAUGAUCUUCGGGAGUUGGACUUGAGUCGAAAUCUUGUGUCAACAUUGGGCAAGGAUGCCUUUAGAGGCCUCAAGCGUCUCAGAGCGCUAAAUUUGAGUGAUAACUUCAUCGAGGGCAUUCACAGUGGAGCCAUGGUGGAUCUUAUCUCACUGGUAGAGCUCGAUCUUACCAAUAAUCGGAUUAUCAGCUUCGAAGAUACAACAUUCCGGUCAUUAGGAGCCUUGGAAGUGCUGAUACUGGAAAACAAUCAACUCUUAGAGGUGCCCACAAGUAACCUAGUCUAUUGCCAUCAACUCAGACGGCUCGAUCUUACCCGGAAUUUCGUAGAAUCCGUCCGCAAUGAAAGCUUCAUGGGCCUGAGACACCUCACAGAUCUCGAACUAGACGAAAAUGUCAUCAAAGAUGUGGACGUGGAUGCUUUCUCGGGACUAGUAGCCCUAACCUGGUUAGAUUUUGCUGAUAACAACCUCACGGUGAUGCCAACUGUACAAUUGUCAAAGCUGUCGAAUCUAACGAAUUUAUCACUGAGUGGAAAUAGUUUCUCAUAUUUACCCGCGGUGGCACUAUUGAAUUUAUUCAACUUGCGGGAAUUGCACCUCGAUCGUCUCGAACGCUUGACUCGAAUUGAUUCACGGGCUUUGGUUGACAAUACCCAUCUACAGCGAAUCACACUGGACGCCAAUCAAGCUUUCUACGACUUGCCACCGCGUCUCUUCCAUGGGAAUCCCAACCUCAUGGAUGUGUCGAUGCGCGGAAAUGGCUUGAAGACACUCGAUGCUGUGCAAUUCCCACUGGAUCAGCUAAGGAGACUCCAGUUGGCGGACAAUCCACUCGAGUGUAAUUGCUCCUUACUCUGGCUGUGGCGACUGGUGAAUGAGGAAGAGGAGGAGGUGGGUGCUGGAGAUGCGACAAGAAGUGGAAGCCUCACAUUGGACAGUGAAGCUAUUGGAUGCGAUAUUGUGGAGGACUCUGUAAAGGUCCGCCACAGACUGAUAGAUAUGUCCGAGGGAGAUAUCCAGUGUCCAGCUCGUCUUGUGACCAUCGUCUGUGCUGUGCUUACUGUACUGCUCGUCACGAUGGCUGGGGUGAGUGUGGUGCUGUAUCUGCAAUUCGCCCGGCGCCGGAAGCGGAUAGUCGAGGAGAGGAAAAACGUCAAUGAACGGAUUGUACCGCAGCAGAUCGACAAGAUGGAACUGGAGCGAUACCUCCAAGCCCAGGCACUCACGAGCGAGUACCGAACCCUCCGACCCUGGGAGAUUCCCAUCAAGGAGGCAGAUCGCGAGGAACCAGAUCACUACGAGAAGUUCGACUACUUCGACCACAGAAGAAUGCCACCCCCGAAGGCUGCCCCUGCACCUCAUGUAGUCUACGUAUGACUCCCAGGCAUCGGCCACAUUUACAGGUAAAGUGGACCCAAGGCAACUCCGGGUGCACCUUCAACCCUUUCAGCCAAGGCUCUUUCGCAACAAAAGAACAUACAUCUGGCGCACAUCCCAUUCUCAACUGCAACAAGUCGCAAUUGAGGAAACUUAUGAGCUUUCGCGCGUUAUCCGACCAAUCCUUCCUUCUGUACAUAGUAUCUCAUAGAUAGCGAAGAUUAAGUGAUUUUACAAGUUAAGAAAAAAUUAAAUUUUGUAGGUUAAUUAUAACUAGCAUUAUUUUUUCAUUCACAACCUAAAAAUCAUUUCUCCACAAUUCAUAUUUAGGAACCUACGUACCAAUUAGAAGUGCAUUUUCUUGGGGUCACUUUCAUCCACUUAUCUCACUUAGAAACUCAGUGGGAACCUCUACAAUGUUGAGGUACCUUUUCAAUAAUGUCUUCCAAAAUCUCUAGCAUUUCGGUUAAUUCAAAUGAAAAUUCAUGGGAGUAUCUUAACUAAAAGAUCUUCAUAGCAGUUAAGUAUGAAAAUUGGCGAUUUAACUUAGCAAUAUAGGAAAAUCAUAUACGUAAUUUUUCAUCACACAAUUCACAAAUGUAUUUCAAUUAUCUCUGUUAUGAAUACCUAUCGGCAUCACAACCGAUUUAACGGCAUAACCCCUGAGUCUCUGACCGUCGAGAGUCCGUUACUGUUACGUUUCCAUUUUUGAUAGUUCUCGUACGGCAGCGGUACUGUAAGUCUUUCAAUAUUUUCAAGUAAACCUUCCUCAAAUCAUUGAACAGAAGCUUAUUUAGAAUUCAUGAUUAAAUUUGUAAUGUUGAACCCACAAUAACUUUUGUUUUGUCAAUAUGUUUUUGACAUUUCAAUGAGAGUGAAUAAAACUGAGAUCUAGUCAUCUCUCUCUCUCUCAUAGGAAAUUUUGAAAACAUGUUUACAAACAGAAGUUAUUGUGCAUUGGGCAUAAUGAUCAGCGCACAAUAAAUUUCGUUUGAAAAUAUGUUUUAAAAAAUUUCUAUAAGAGUAAGCGAGAUGACUAGAUCUAGAUCUCACUCAAUCACAUUGUAAUGUCAAAAACAUGUUUACACAACAAAAGUUACUGUGCGUUGGGCAUAAUACUACAAUGAAUAUUUUCAAUGUUUUACACGAUUCUGGCGUUAUUCUAUAGUUGGCAUUUUCAACAAUCGUUCAACUUAGCUUUACUUUAUUAGAUCGAAAAAUGUUUAUUUUGGGGGACUCCUCUUUGUAUUUAAUUUAUAAAUGAAUAGUAUUGCAGCAAACCUUUUAAAUAUCUUCAAUUGACUACAGUAGUCUCUCAAAUUUGAAUCUCAUAAAUAUGAAAAAUUGGAUGAUUGAGAACCAUAUUUCUGUGCUGUUUCCUGAAUAUUUACGUGCAUUAUGAUCGUAUAAAAUGAAAAUCGAAACGUCUCCAUAAAGAUUUGUAAGAAAGUCCGGGUAUUUGAUUCGAAGUACAAUUUAAUUCCACAUAAAUUCUGUUAGUUUUGGAAAUAUCGUUUGAAUUUAGGAGGUGACCGUGGUGUCACAUAUAAGAUUAAUAUUAAUAUUAAUAAAAGCCGAAGAGAGAGGUAUAUAGUAUGCAAAAUUUCAAAUGCAAGAUCACGUGUGUUAGAAAGAGUACACUCUAGUGGAGUAAUAAGAUGAGUAAGAUAUUACUGUUCGUAUUAAUUGUUUUCUGAAUCGUAUUAUAGGCAAUUCGAGCAAUUUUCCAUGCGUGCCAACUGUGAUUCGGUUGGUUUUCGGGCGAUUGUAUGGCUUCCAACUUUGUACGCAGAGGGGAAAUGCGAGAGAGAGGCAAGAUAAAACAAUUGCUAUCUUUUUUUGCCAUUCUCGCAGUUCAGAAAGUAUUAAUCUUAAUAUUAAUCUUAUAUGUGACAUGGUCAUGAGAAGUAUCAUUUAUACCCCCGAAACGUUCGAAUUUAGAAGACUCUUCUGUAUCUAGACAGACGAUUUAGUAAAUAAAACUGCUAAGUUAAAUCGGAAUACUUUUUUUUAUAUAUUUUAGGGACCCGUCAAUCAGUAAAGUUACUACCUUCCUAUUUUUAUGAAAUAAUUGUGGCCUUCUGUUAACCUUUUAGAUGAUUUUAAGCUAAAGACUCAGUUUACCUAAUUAAUUCUUUGUUCUUAAAACGAAGCUUUGCCCUUGUACUGUUUCUGAGAUCUGUUACAACCAUAACCUAAUUUUUAAAUUCAAUAGUCCUCUGUAGAUUUAAAGAUCCCUUAUAUUUUUAUGGUGAUUCGAGCUUAAUGAAAACAAGAAAGUUAGAUAUUAUAUGUUUUAGGAUUUAAUCUAAUAAAAAUGCAGUGUUUACAUUCAUAGCAUUGGUCCUUAAGUUACGUAUACAGUUAGAUGGCGUAGAUAGGUUGGAAUUACUUCCGUAUAUUCUUGCUUUUGAUUCUGUUAAGAUUCUGUUUAUAAAGCCCAACCUCAAAAUUGACUAUUGAGUAUUAUUAAAUGAAAAUUCAUUAAAUGAAUUUUGACAAUUUGCAAGGAAAAUCCCAUGUUGGAAAGAACUUGAAGCAGUUGAGCAUGGGAGGUGCGGUCUAGUUGUUCGCAGGAAUUUUGUUUUGUGUAUAAAAUUAGCUUGGAAGAAAAAUGUGCAAAGUCAAAGUGCAAAUGUAAGUCAAAAGAAGAUGCAAAAUAUAAUUAGCAAGAUGAGAAAAAAAAAUAGUAAGAAAUUCUGCAUCUUCUGAAAAGCAAUAAGAGUAAUGGAUAAAAAAUUAUAGAAAAAAAAUCCUUUAAGUGACAAAAAAAUGGUGAAAUUUGAGAGAGAGAAAAAGAAAUGAAUGUAAAACAGCGUAAAUGAGAAUUAUUGAAUAUAUUACUAUUUUCAUAUUCUAUGAGGAAUUUGUAUAAAAGUAUUUAUAGAAGAACAAUUUAAUAUUAAUUGUGAAUUAAAGUGAAAUACACAAUUGCAGUAGAA